AUUUCCAGCACUUCCGCCUGGACGUGUUUUUGGUCUCGGUGUGAGAGUGGGUUUCCCUCUGCCCCCGAGAUCGGAUCCUGGGCGAGUUUCCUGCAGUCUGAGAGCGAUGUCUUAACUCAGGAUGAUCUCACAGAGGGAACGAGGAGAACUGGCUCGAUUUUACACCGUGACCGAGCCGAAAAAACACAAAAAGGGAUACACGGUUUAUAAAGUCACAGCCAGGAUCAUCUCCAGGAAGAAUCCCGAAGACGUCCAGGAGAUCACGGUGUGGAAGCGCUACAGCGACUUUAAGAAGCUCCAUAAAGACCUGUGGCAGAUCCACAAGAACCUCUACAGACAGUCGGAGCUUUUUCCUCCGUUCGCCAAAGCCAAAGUCUUCGGCAGGUUUGAUGAUUCUGUGAUCGAGGAACGGAGGCAGUGUUCAGAAGACCUGCUUCAGUUCAGCGCUAAUAUUCCAGCUCUUUAUGCUAGCCAGUACAUACAGGAUUUCUUUAAGGACGGAGAAGUGCAGGACGGUUCCGAGCUCAUCGGUCCGGCAGAACCCUUUUCCGACUUCCUAGCCGACAGCCAAUCAGACAGCAGCUCUGAAGUGCAUAGGAGCGUUGGCGGCGUGGAUGAUUCGACCCUGACCAGUCAAUCAGAGUAUGGAGGUCCAUCCAGUGACAGUGAUCUGAUUUCCCUGCUGGUGGAUGGAGACUCCCUGCCCGACUUGGACGAUGGAAUGGGCUCCGGUUGCAGUUCCCCAAACCUGCCUGCCGGAGGUAGCGGACGUUCGGCGUCCCCAAAGCGGACAGAGGUAGACCCAAGGCGGGCCAUCAGGGCGGCGCUUUUCUCCAGCCAGCAGAAGAAGGAUUACUUGGAGAAAGCCAGCGAGCAGAUCAGCCUUGCUUUGCAGAAAGAGGUGGAGCAGGACUACGCCUCUGCUUUCUUCUACUACCGCAGUGGAGUGGAUUUACUGCUGCAGGGAGUCCAAGGUGAAGUGAGUCCGCGCAAGAGGGAAGCCGUGAAAAGGAAGACGGCCGAGUAUCUGAUGCGCGCUGAGCUAAUCGCUAGCACCUACCUGAAAGACAACAUGGGCCAGAACUCCACUCAGAACCGGGCGCUGGCUGCUCAGUGUUGUAAGGGGUCAUGGGGUCAGCAGAGUCAGGCUGAUGAACUACACAACUACAGAGUCCUGGGGGUGAUCGAUAAGGUGCUUCUGGUCAUGGACAAGAGGACGCAGGAAAUGUUCGUCCUCAAGGGCUUGAGGAAGAGCAGCGAGUGCGGACGAGUGAAGAAGACUAUCGUCCCCCGCACGGUCCCCAACAUGGUACGGCUCAGGAAGUUCAUCGUCUCCGAGGACUCCGUGUUCCUGUUGCUGCAGUACGCCGAGGGAGGUAAAUUAUGGUCCCACAUUACCAAGUACCUCCAUGAAGGUAGUCAAGAAGACAGCUUUGACAUCCCCUUCAUCCAGAAGUCCCACACGACGACAGUUCACUGCACCGAUGCCCUGAUCAGCUCAGAGAGCAGCGGCUCACGGCCCAGCGUGGAGUUACAAGAGGACCAGGAGGAAGACGAGUCCCUGCCGAUUAAGACUGUCCAGAAAGCAAACAGCUCACAAGUCCCCCUGUCCGGCUCUUCAGGGGAAGAGGAGUGCACCAGUAGCUACUUGACUCUGUGCCAUGAGUAUGAGCAGAAUAAGGUGGAGUCUGAGGCUCUGGGAGAGGAAGAGGAAGAUGCAAAAGAGGCAGAGGAAAAUGUCGGAGGCGACAGUUCUGGUGCAGAGGCGUUACUGAGGUCAUACCGAGGCUCGGUUUUCAGCAGCGAUAGUCUGUGUUCUCCAGUUGGUGUGCACGAGCUGCGCUUCUUCACUGAAGAAGAUGAGGAGCUUAUCGACCCCCCUGCUCUUGAUUCUCUGGACAAUUUAAAACGUUCUCCCAUGGAGUUGUUUCGGAUCGACAGCAAAGACAGUGCUGACGCCUCGCGAACAUUGUUCUCCACCUCAGACCUGGGCUCGGAGGUAACAGAGGUCACUGAGGAUCCUUUGGAGAUCGGCGAGGUAGUGGAGGUUAAAGGUCACCUGAGUGAUAUGUGGCGUUUCGAUAGCGAUCAGGGUUCUAAUGAAUCCGUGCCUGUGAUUUCGUUUAAAGAUGCCACGGCGGAGGACACGAACACAUCCCUUCUGGACGAAGGACAACCUCCAGACCUUUUAGUCAACCUUCCAGGGAUCACCGGGGGCACGGGGAAUGAUCUGGAGGAGGAGUUUGCAGCCGCAGGUGUGGCUUUUGCUCUUGAAGCCAAGCCCUCGCCUCAGUUUGGCAAACCGGAUGUCCUCCAGCUGGGCGAGGAAGCAGGCCUGGAACUAUCCGUCAAGGAACAUGUUCCGGUUUUACGCAGCCAGUCGACCCCGGAGGCGUCUGAACAGAAAGGCUAUGAUCCUCCUCUAAACCGCAACAUGGAAUCCCAAACACAGUCCCUUCCCUUUGAUUCCCUUAUUUUCAGGACUGAAAUCGAACCCUCCCACCCUCCAUCCUCUGCAGAGUCAGACGCUACUCAGAAGAAGAAAGGUCGGAGUGUGUCUGAGAUAUUCCGGGAGCUGGACGAGUUGGCCGAGGUGGCUUUGCACACACAUCUACCCGAGGCACUGGUGAGGAGCUGGGCGGUGGACAUGCUGCUUGCUCUCGACGCGCUGCAUCAAGAGGGAAUCAUCUGCAGAGACCUUAAUCCCAACAACAUACUGCUGGAUUACAAAGGUCAUGUCGAGCUGACUUAUUUCUGUAGCUGGAGCGAAGUGGAGGAAUCCUGCGACCCGGCCGCCAUCACCAAGAUGUACUGUGCGCCAGAAGUGGGCGGGAUCUCAGAGGAGACGGCGGCGUGCGAUUGGUGGAGUCUGGGAGCGAUUCUCUUUGAACUUCUGACCGGAAAGUCUCUCCACCAGUGUCACCCCGCUGGUAUCAGCAGACACACGGCGCUGAACAUUCCAGACUCUGUGUCAGAGGAGUCCAGGUCUCUGCUGGAACAGUUGCUGCAAUAUAACCCAGUGGAGAGACUGGGCGCAGGUGUCGGAGGAGUGGAGGAGAUCAAAUCGCAUCCAUUCUUCGCUCAUGUGAACUGGCCAAACUGAGGUCCCCGUAACGACUGACUGACCUGAAAGCUGAAACACACUCCAUCUCUUCCUGUGUGUGUGUGUGUGUGUGUGUGUGUGUGUGUGUGUGUG
Messenger RNA from Silurus meridionalis, 3196 nucleotides. It is a transcript of the gene rps6kc1, whose product is annotated as ribosomal protein S6 kinase polypeptide 1. Bases 122 to 3103 code for a protein of 993 amino acids. NCBI's taxonomy places the organism in Eukaryota, Metazoa, Chordata, Actinopteri, Siluriformes, Siluridae. Gene Ontology annotation, cellular component: early endosome. The transcript has 16 exons. Gene Ontology annotation, molecular function: ATP binding; protein kinase activity; phosphatidylinositol binding. Gene Ontology annotation, biological process: protein phosphorylation. The record is from RefSeq and is a predicted model, not a curated record.